GGGAGAGCGAGCGAGCGAGCAAGGGAGCGAGCAGGACAGGAGCCUGAUCCCACAGCAGCUGCUCCAGCCCGCGAUGAGGAAAAGUCCAGGUCUGUCUGACUAUCUUUGGGCCUGGAUCCUCCUUCUCAGCACGUUGACUGGAAGAAGCUAUGGACAGCCAUCAUUACAAGAUGAACUUAAAGACAAUACCACUGUCUUCACCAGGAUUUUGGACAGACUCCUAGAUGGUUAUGACAAUCGCCUGAGACCAGGAUUGGGAGAGCGUGCAAUCAAGUGAAGACUGGAUAUCUUCGCCACCAGUUUUGGACCCGCUUUCAGACCAUGAGAUAUGGAAUAUACACAGAUGGUAUUUUUCCAUAAAGCUGUGAAGGAUGAAAGGUUAAAAUUUAAAGGGCCCAUGACAGUCCUCCGGUUAAAUAACCAAUGUGCAAAAAUCAAUUGACACUUUUUUUUCACAAUGGAAAAGAAGUCAGUGGCCCACAACAUGACCAUGCCUAACAAACUUCUGCUCACAGAGGAUGGCACCUUGCUGUACACCAUGAGGUUGACAGUGAGAGCUGAAUGUCCAAUGCAUUUGAGGACUUCCUAUGGAUGCCCAUGCUUGCUCACCUAAAAAUUUGGAAGCUAUGCUUAUACAAGAGCAGAAGUUGUUUAUGAAUGGACCAGAGAGCCAGCACGCUCAGUGGUUGUAGCAGAAGAUGGAUCACGUCUAAACCAGUAUGAUUCUCUCUUUGGACAAACAGUAGACUCCGGAAUUGUCCAGUCAAGUACAGGAGAAUAUGUUGUUAUGACCACUCAUUUCCACUUGAAGAGAAAGAUUGGCUACUUUGUUAUUCAAACAUACCUGCCAUGCAUAAUGACAGUGAUUCUCUCACAAGUGUCCUUCUGGCUCAACAGAGAGUCUGUACCAGCAAGAACUGUCUUUGGAGUAACAACUGUGCUCACCAUGACAACGCUAAGCAUCAGUGCCAGAAACUCCCUCCGAAGGUGGCUUAUGCAACAGCUAUGGAUUGGUUUAUUGCAGUGUGCUAUGCCUUUGUGUUCUCAGCUCUGA
This is a messenger RNA of Chlorocebus sabaeus (green monkey), 1054 nucleotides long. RefSeq names its product gamma-aminobutyric acid type A receptor subunit alpha1 (gene GABRA1). Gene Ontology annotation, molecular function: extracellular ligand-gated monoatomic ion channel activity; GABA-A receptor activity. Gene Ontology annotation, biological process: chloride transport; monoatomic ion transmembrane transport; gamma-aminobutyric acid signaling pathway. Gene Ontology annotation, cellular component: membrane. The record is from RefSeq and is a predicted model, not a curated record. NCBI's taxonomy places the organism in Eukaryota, Metazoa, Chordata, Mammalia, Primates, Cercopithecidae.